AAAAUAAGAUAGCCACCACUUACCAGAGAGAGGCAUCUUUAAUAGAAGGAAACAAGAGAAGUUCUCUGUAUCUAGAGAGAGAAAGAUGGGUGUAGUCGAGGAAGCUCACAACGUGAAGGUGAUUGGCACAGGAACUCAAGCAACGAUCGUAUUAGGUCACGGGUUCGGCACGGACCAGUCAGUAUGGAAACACCUGGUCCCACAUCUGCUCGAAGAUUACCGCAUCGUUCUCUACGACAACAUGGGAGCCGGUACGACUAACCCAGACUACUUUGACUUCGAUCGUUACUCAACUCUCCAAGGUUACUCCUUUGAUUUGAUCGCAAUCUUGGAAGAUCUUCACAUUGAGUCUUGUAUCUUUGUUGGUCACUCUGUUUCUGCCAUGGUUGGUCUCUUGGCUUCUCUUAACCGACCUGAUCUCUUCUCCAAAAUCGUCAUGAUCUCUGCUUCCCCAAGGUACGUGAACGAUGUUGAUUACCAAGGUGGAUUCGAGCAAGACGACUUAAACCAACUCUUCGAAGCAAUGGGAAGCAACUACAAAGCGUGGUGUUUAGGUUUCGCACCACUCGCGGUCGGCGGCGACAUGGACUCAGUCGCGGUUCAAGAAUUCAGCAGAACACUCUUCAACAUGCGUCCAGACAUAGCUCUAUCUGUGGCUCAGACCAUUUUCCAAAGCGACAUGAGACAGAUCUUACCUUUUGUAGCUGUCCCUUGUCACAUCCUCCAAAGCGUCAAGGACUUAGCCGUACCAGUCGCAGUCUCUGAGUAUCUUCACACCAAUCUUGGAUGUGAAUCUGUUGUUGAGGUUAUACCUUCAGAUGGUCAUCUCCCUCAGCUUAGCUCGCCGGACUCUGUUAUUCCUGUGCUCCUCCGUCACAUUCGUAAUGACAUCGCUGUCUGAUUGGUGGGGAAGUGAUUUUAAAUUAAUUAAUGGAAAAUUAAUAUCUGAUGUGAUAUGUCUGUCUAUUGAGAAUAUAUUGUCUCGGUGUCGUUUAGUUCUUGGAUUAUAUUUGCUCGUUGUUGUUGUUCUUAUCUUUGUUUAACGAAAAGUCUUUUGUCUUUUGUGUCCAGCUUUGCUCGACCUCACUAUCGCUGUUCUCAUAUAAUGUCCAUGUAAUACUGAUCUUCGUAAUCGACGGUCCACUAGUGAAUUAUUUCAAGUGUAGUGCUA
Messenger RNA from Brassica rapa (field mustard), 1171 nucleotides. Its product is annotated as probable esterase KAI2. Lineage: Eukaryota; Viridiplantae; Streptophyta; Magnoliopsida; Brassicales; Brassicaceae. The record is from RefSeq and is a predicted model, not a curated record.